Molecule: messenger RNA, 2515 nt
Organism: Varanus komodoensis (Komodo dragon)
Lineage: Eukaryota; Metazoa; Chordata; Lepidosauria; Squamata; Varanidae
Gene: MCMDC2
Product: minichromosome maintenance domain containing 2
Exons: 14
Coding region: 404-2464 (686 amino acids)
Biological process (GO): double-strand break repair via break-induced replication
Molecular function (GO): DNA binding; single-stranded DNA helicase activity; ATP binding
Source: RefSeq, a predicted model, not a curated record
GAAAACAACAUCUGUGGUCAUAUUCUUGAUCUGAGAGUGCUAUUCAGGUAGUCACUCAGCUGAGAACCACCAUUUCCUUCCCUCUAUUUACUACAUGUAAUGGUUUAUUAAUCAUAUUGCUAGACCACCCAAUAGCCAAAGCUCUCAAUAUAGCAUGCUAUACCAAACACAAUUGGAAGCCCUCUUUUCAUGAUUCCUCUCCAUUGUUUGAUAAAAUGCACAAAUCAAAGUGACAUUUAUAUCUAUUUAAUAACAAUAACAAACAUAGCUCUAAAUGGUAUUCUAGAAGUGUAAAUGCUGUUACAAUGAUCUUAAUACACAUUUUAUUGUCAUAACUUUAGGUACAUCUCUGCUUCUUUCCAGUAAUAAGGAUUUGGUAAGAAAGCAAAGCCAUACAGAGAAAAUGAGGCCAAAUCUUCUGAAAAUGAAGGAAAAUGCCUUGAUUUAUCUUGACAGGAGUGGCGGCCUUCAGAAAUUUCUUAAUGACUGUAAAUUAUACAAUGACUCAAAAGAAAAUUAUGCUGUUCUUCGGUUUCUUAUAUCAGUAAAUCCAUCUGAUAUUACUGAGUUGGAUGCUACUCUUGGAAACUAUAUUCUUCAUGAACCUGUGAAGGCCACUCAGAUUUUUCAGUCAGCAUGUUUUACAGCUGUCAAAAAACUGUCACUAAUUCAGCAGCUGCAAACUGAAGCUCAGAUGAAUAUAGUGUUGAAACUGACACACUUACCUUCCCUGCCCAGCUAUCUUUGCAAUCUUUUCAAAUUCCCAUUUGAUUACACCUCUCAGAGAUUUUAUAUGUUAGAGGGCAUAGUGGUUGCAACGACUACUAUAACAAAAUAUACACAAGGAGCAAGAUUUGUUUGUUCUGAGGAAACAUGUCAAUUUUCUGAAGGGUUUCAGUAUAUUAGGGUACAUACUCUUGGAGCUACAGAAUCUUCAAUGCUAAAAAACAACCUUCUAUGCAGUUUAUGUGCUUCACCACUAAGAGAAGACAAGAAAUACCGAGUACUUGGUGAUAAACAAGUGAUUGAAAUGGUUGCCACUCAAGCAAUUAGUGCUUUUCAAGGAUUUUCCAGUGGUAAAGUACAUUUCAGAUUUCAAUCUUUUAAUGUGUUUCUAAGAGAUGAACUAUGCAAUAAAAUGAAAAUAGGGAACAGAUACAAAGUUAUAGGAAUUCCAGUAUAUAUGCAAAGCUGUUCUCAAGUCACAGUUUGCCUGGAAGUCAACAGCAUACAUCUCCCCAGUCUAACUGGCCCUUCCUGUAUCAGUGAAAAUUUUAAGCAUCUGCUGUCUUUGACUUCAAAUUCAUACUGGAGAUUUACAGCUGCUCUGGCCAAUAGUUUUGCCUCACAAGUUCUUCCACCAGGCAUUUACAAUACCCUCAAACUUGCUAUACUAUUGAGUUUAGUACAGACAACUGACAGAGAUGACACUACAGCAGAUUACCUGGACCUCUUAGUAGUGACAACUGAUUCUCUAAUAUUGAAGAGACUUAUAAAUUACAGUAUUUAUCUUAUUCCUCGGGGGAUACAACACAUUCCAUUGGGUGACAUUUUUCCUACUGUAUCCAAAGAUAAACAAGGAACUGGAACUGCUAGCAUUCAGGGUAAUAGUGCUUUGUUGGCCAAAGGUGGAAUUUGUUUCAUUGGAAAUCUAUCCUCUCAUAAAAAAGAUAAACUUGAACAGCUGCAGUCAGUGCUAGAAGGCAGAACUACCACUAUAUUCCUACCUGGAAAGAAAUAUGGAGACAAUAAUGAUCAACAAGUUAUUCUCCCGGUUCAAGCCAGUUUUUGGUCAUUUAUUGAUAUGGAUUCUUCUUCCUCCAAAAAACAUAUUCAAGAAGAAAAUACUUUAAUUGGCCAGAUGGAUUUAAACUUGAUUCCAGCUAACCUUAUUGAUGCUUUUGGACUUUUAAUCAACUGCAGUGAAUCAUCAUUUUGCAAUUCAAUUCAUCCUGUUGUGGAUUUCAUUCUUAAAAAAGCUGUUAAUCCAGAAGAGGCAGUUUAUGCUGUCUCCCAAGAGUUCAAAACACAAGAUUAUGAGGAGUUCCUUGCCAUCUCUAGAAACUUGCAUGUGGAACUCUGUUUAGAAGCAGAAAGACUGAUUCAUGGAUACUAUCUAGCAAGUCGCAGAGUCAGAACACAUCCUGUUCAUGGAUCAAGUCUCUCAACAAGCACACUGAAGAUCUUGAUUUCACUCUCUAAAGCACAUGCUAAGCUUAGUCUGAGGACAAAAGUACUUGAAGAAGACGUUCUCAUUGCUGUAUUAUUGUUUGAGUCAUCUCUCACUUUAAAGCAUGGCGCUUCUGUAUUUUGCCUGGCUCCAAAUGCUGUUUUUCCAUUUGAACUCAAUGACGAAAACUCUCUGAAACAAAGGGAUGUUUACUUGAUGCAGUGCCAUCAACAGCUGGUACAGUUCAUUGCUACAUAUGGGCCUGCAACACAUAUUCUUCAUAGUGAAGAUUAAUAUCCUUUCCAAAAAGAAUGCCAACCCCUAAUAAAGUUCUUUUUAAGCAAA